AAAAAGUCUGGAAGAUCAUUUCAGACAUGACUGUUGCAGCUACCUCAAUUAUGGAUCCGCGUUCUGUGAUUCCAUUCAUUUCCCACUUCAAAUCACCGAGCUUCAAUCACUUUACGAUUGAAUCCUUCCCUUUUCUUUUUCAAUUCUCUAUAAGAACCUUCAACAAUUCCUGUUUCCCGACGCACCCAUCUCAAUUUCUUUGUUCCCAAAUCGAUUUUCUUUGAAAUGGCGAGCAUCAAAGUCCAUGGAAGCCCCAUUUCCACCGCCACAGCCAGAGUUCUUGCUUGUCUUUACGAGAAAGAUCUCGAAUACCAGUUUGUUCUUCUGGACAUGAAGAAUAAUGAGCACAAGAAAGAGCCCUUCCUCUCCAUCAAUCCGUUUGGUCAAGUUCCUGGGUUUCAAGAUGGGGAUCUCACGAUUUUCGAAUCAAGGGCCAUUACCCAGUACCUGGCCUCCGCCUACGCCAGCAAGGGAAACCAAUUGCUGUCGGACGACCCAAAGAAAGCAGCGAUCAUAUCAACAUGGAUUGAAGUGGAAGGCCACCACUACGACCCACCGGGGGUAGCGCUGUCGUACGAGUAUCUUGUCAAGCCACUAUUCGGUCUGGGCGAGACAGAUCCCGCCGCCGUGGCUGAGAACGAAGCUAAGUUGGGGAAAGUUCUUGACAUCUACGAGAAUCAGCUUGGCAAAAGCAAGUUCUUGGCUGGCGAUACGUUCAGUUUGGCAGAUCUGCACCACAUCCCCAAUGUGCACUACUUGUUGGCGACGCCAUCGAAGAAGCUGUUCGAGUCACGGCCGCGCGUUAAUGCUUGGGUUGCUGAGAUCACUGCAAGGCCUUCGUGGGGCAAGGUCCUUGCCUUGCGCAAUCAGAAAUUGUAACCAUCCUUAGAAAGGAUAUUUAUUUAUAUUUAGUCUUGAUAUAUAGGCAAAUAUCUUUGAACAUAUUUGCUAUAAUAAAAUCUUACCUUAUUUAUGUCGUGUCACA
Messenger RNA from Cucurbita moschata (crookneck pumpkin), 985 nucleotides. Its product is annotated as glutathione S-transferase PARB-like. The transcript has 3 exons. Gene Ontology annotation, cellular component: cytoplasm. Lineage: Eukaryota; Viridiplantae; Streptophyta; Magnoliopsida; Cucurbitales; Cucurbitaceae. Gene Ontology annotation, molecular function: glutathione transferase activity; glutathione binding. The record is from RefSeq and is a predicted model, not a curated record. The coding region runs from base 226 to 879 and encodes 217 amino acids.